Molecule: messenger RNA, 433 nt
Organism: Myodes glareolus (Bank vole)
Lineage: Eukaryota; Metazoa; Chordata; Mammalia; Rodentia; Cricetidae
Source: RefSeq, a predicted model, not a curated record
AUGACCAAAAAGAGGAGAAACAACGGUCGUGCCAAAAAGGGCAGCGGCCAUGUGCAACUAAUUCGCUGCACUAACUGCGCUCACCCGGUGUGUGCCCAAGGACAAGGUAAGAAGUUCGUCAUUAGGAACAUCAUAGAGGCUGCUGCCAUCAGGGACAUAUCUGAAGCAAGUGUCUUUGACGCUUAUGUGCUCCCCAAACUCUAUGUCAAGCUGCAUUGCUGUGUGAGCUGUGCUGUUCAUAGCAAGGUAGUCAGAAAUCGAUCUCGGGAAGCUCGCAAGAACCAAACACCCCCACCACGAUUUAGACCUGCUGGUGCUGCACCACGACCUCCACUAAAGCCCAUGUGAAGACAUGGCUUCAUAAAGACAGAAGAAAACACCUUGGAAAAAUAAAAUGGGAUUUACACUUUAUGUAGAGAAAAAAAAAUAGAGA